Symbiodinium sp. CCMP2592 is the source of this 1758-nucleotide messenger RNA. Lineage: Eukaryota; Dinophyceae; Suessiales; Symbiodiniaceae. The record is from the annotation of a GenBank genome assembly.
AUGUGGGCUUGGCACGAGUUUGUCGAGUCUGGCAGGUCUGCUGAGCUCUCUUCUUGCAGCAGCUUUGUCGACGAUCGGCUGCUGUGGUCGCGCUCUGCUGAGGCCCUUCGCCAAGGCAAGUUGCGCAGUGACGAGGUGGACGCUGCCUACGACUUCACUUGCGAUGUGGCGAAGUGUCGCUUUGCGUUUCGUGGUGCCGACCCUGCUGCUCUGGCUCUGCGCGAUGAGCUUGGCUACGCUUCCUCUGAGGUGUUGGUGGUGCUUGGCUUGGUGGUCCCUUUGGAUCCUGCUAUGGUGCCUUCGCUGCGGGACUUUGACCUGAAGGUGGUACAGCGUCGCUUGCGCUUGAUCGGCGCGGCCACUCACAGCCUGCCAAACAAGAGGCGCCUGCUUUUGAGCCUUGUGUUGCCCCUGUUCACCUGGGCUGGUGGCCACGCCUUUGUCGGUGAGGAGGCCUUGACUGCAGUGCUGAGUGCUUUUCGCCAUGCCAUCUUUAAGGACUUGGCUGUGGACGCGCCUCUGGUGCUUGGCUACGAGGUUGCUGGGUGGGAGUGCCACCCACUGUUUGCUGCGCAAUCUGCGGCUCUGCGACAAGCGGCUCGGCUGCAAGCUUCUCCGCCGGUCUGGAUUGAGGAAGAAAGCGUCGACUUUGCGGCAAAGCGGUGGCUGGAGCUCCUUCCUGGUGCCAGGCUUUUGCUUGACGAGCUGCAGUGGUGGUCUGCCGAGCGUGGCCGGUUCAUUUGUCGGCGCGACUCCUACGGUGUGGUGCGCUGGUUCGAGCUUGGCGUCGACUCCAUGGAGGUGCUCUUCGAGUGGCUUCGCGACGAACGACGACGUGCUGGGCUGGCUGGCUGUGGGCGGGUUCUUCGUUCUCUGCAUCGGCCCGACCCUCAAAACGAGCUUGCUGGAGGACUGGUGCUUCCGGCGCCCCCUCGUGGUUCCUUGUGCCUCUUCGCUGAGCAUCGCCAGAUGUUUGCCCGUGCUGCGGACGCCAUCGACCGUGCUUCUGCUCUGGCGACUGGGUGUUCUACGUGGCACAAGGCCAAGCGUAAUGCUGGACGUGGCCCUCGUGGUGAUGGCGGUGCUGCUCCCGGCUCUGCUGAAGUGUGCUUGUGUGGUCGAAAGCUGCCUUCGCGACCUCACCUGGCCUGGGCUUGUAGCGCUACCGCGCAGUAUAGAGAGAACGUUCCCCUCCCUGUGAACCGGGCAGAGGAGCGCUUGUUCUCGCGAGUGGUCCCGGAGCUUCCUCGACCUCCUGACGUGCUCGACCCGAUGGACGUCUACGAGGAUAUUGCGGCGGUGCUCGACGGCUUGCUUCAGUCGGAGAGCUCCCUGACGGUGGCCGUCGACGGCAGCACUUGCUGCUCCUUGGCUGCGUGGGCUGUCUCCUUUGCUGAUCGCUCCUUUUCGCUGGGCGUGCAGGGCGAGGACCAGUCUUCCUUUCGUGCGGAGAUUGAGGCUCUUUGGGCUUUGCUGCGAGGCUUGAGAGAGCUGGAGCAGCGCUUCACCAUUCACUUGUGGUGGACUCCUUCGCAUGGGAAGACUGCUCCUUCAACGUGGCGGCCGCCGCCUUGCGGGGAAGUGGUGGCGAGGGCGCUCAACGCCAAAGCUGACGCAGCUGCGCGCUCCUGUGCUGGUGCGAGGGCCAAUGGGUCUCUGCGUAAGACUGUGAUGGAGCAGCGCGAGGCGGCGCUGUCUUGGGAAGUGAAGGCGCUGACUGCUCUGACCAGGGCGGCGCGCGCUUGGGCUGAGGCUUAA